Molecule: messenger RNA, 1373 nt
Organism: Aegilops tauschii subsp. strangulata
Lineage: Eukaryota; Viridiplantae; Streptophyta; Magnoliopsida; Poales; Poaceae
Biological process (GO): regulation of DNA-templated transcription
Cellular component (GO): nucleus
Source: RefSeq, a predicted model, not a curated record
UUCGCGGGAGGGAAAGUCGGCCAACCUUCCCGCUGCCGGCGUCGGCGUCGGCGUCGCCGUCGGUCGCGUCUCCGCCCGCAGCCGCAGGCGCCGCCGCCUCGCUCUUCCUCUCCGACGACGCGGAAUCCGCCGCUCCUCCCGCUUCCGCACGUCCGCAGGUGCAGCUACCACCUCAUCAGUGGCCGUGAUGUCGCAAUUGCAGAAGUGCGCGUGCGCCAACCGCAACUGCUUCCAUGACGAUUGCGCUUGUUUCACAAGGGAAGGGCUCUGCUCCGAGUACUGCGAGUGCCGUGGCGACUGCAAGAACAUCUGGAAACACGAGGAGGAAGUCACAAAGGAAUUCGCUGAAUACACCAAGAGGAAAGCUGAUGAAGCUGCUGCCCAAGCUGCCGCUGCCCAAGCGGCCGCUCAACCUCAACCUAAGCCAUUGCCAGCACUAGAACCAGGGUCUGCGCGAGAGCCGUGCCACUGUGCCUCGUGCAAGUGCCAAAACCACUACUGCAGAUGUGUCAGGGCUAACUUGCCUUGUUUGGACCGCUGCGACUGCAAGGACUGCGGUAACACCAAGACCCAUGAGGAGAAGCUCCAGGAUCUAGGGAUCAAGGUUGAGGAUCUUGCUUCAGGUUCGACCGUGAUGACUCGUGGGAAGGCGCAGGCUGUCAAGGAGUCUGCCGUUGGGUGUAAAUGCCAAUCCGAAUGCGCCAGUCGCUGCGGUUUUGCGUGAGGCGUAACAUCAAGUGCACCUCCAAAUGCAAGUGCCAAGUGUGCGGCAAUGACGACGGGAGCAGAUUUCCCAAUAAGUCCAAGGCUGGAGCAGGGGGUCAAGGGAGUACUCGCAGCAGCAGCAGCGCCGUCGAGUCGACAGGCAAACGGCCAAAACGCGUUGGAUGACAGUAGACUUGAGACAUACCAGAGCAUGAUGCAAGUCACCUUACAUACUUACCAUCCUCAAGUUACUCCUGUUCAGAUAUCUCCCACUGUAAAGCACAGCCAGGUUCCUGUAGAUUCCUUGUAAUGGUUGGUUACUCGAAGCAAGCACGGCGAAAACUCCAUGAUCUGCGAGGUCGUUAGCCUCAUAACGUGGUCUUGAUCAGACGGAUAGAUACUUGAGAACAUACAUAUACAUACUCAUGUAGGAAUAUUUGCCGUCAUCAGUCGGCGUCCAUACAUACCGCGUGCCUGGAAAGGGUUGGUUCAGCUACUUCUUAUGCAUACAGUACAUAGUUCCUGCAAAUGAUUUUUCUCUUAUAUACUUUAGGAAUGUUCCGAUGGUGUUUGAAACCCAAUGUAGUAUGGAUCUGAUGUGCAUAAACAAAGAUGCCUGGUGGCGUUAUGAUCUGCAUUGCGUUACAUAAUCUGAUGAUAUGCUCUCA